AUGUUAUUACUCUCGAAGCCGUACACCUUCUCGACCUAUCACGAGGCGAUCCACAUUUGCAAUACCGCCGUCCAGGAGAAGUACGACGACGAGAAGAGACGCAGGCAGCGACGCAGGCAGGGAGAGCCCGAGGAAUCCGCCGGCAGCAGAUCGGUGCGCGAUCAAGGAUGGGACUGCGAGAAGCUGAACGAAUAUUUGAAAUCCAUAGGUCAUGAAGGAGAACCGUAUUACGAUCUGAUUUACCCAAAAAUGACAGAGGCCAUUGUUUUAAUGAUGCUGGCAGCACAGAAUCACAUGGAGAGGCGCUGUUGCAGCUUCGAAUUGUACGGUGCUGAUUUCGUGCUGGCUGAGGAUAUGUCGGUCUGGCUGAUCGAGAUCAAUACUAAUCCCCGUAUGCAUCCGCCCAGCUCUAGAAUAACUAGACGCCUUUAUUCCAACGUAUUGGAAAGCCUGGUGAAAGGUGUGUAAGCGGACUAUAUAUUAUUCUUAAUAAACAAUCAAGCAAAUUAUUUUCGAGAUGGGCAUCCUAGACGAUGUUUACAUACUUUAAGUGUGACCAAAAAGUCGACCAUGUGAUGUGCGAUUUUGAGAGAACACUGUUUGCUUGGCUAAUAAGUAGAGUUAAAAGUCCUCUAUUAUAAGAUAGGAUUCUAAUGUGAGAUAGCGGAGUUUCUGCUAAA
Molecule: messenger RNA, 680 nt
Organism: Vollenhovia emeryi
Lineage: Eukaryota; Metazoa; Arthropoda; Insecta; Hymenoptera; Formicidae
Product: tubulin glycylase 3A-like
Exons: 3
Coding region: 1-468 (155 amino acids)
Biological process (GO): cilium movement; protein polyglycylation; cilium assembly
Cellular component (GO): cilium
Molecular function (GO): protein-glycine ligase activity, initiating
Source: RefSeq, a predicted model, not a curated record